This is a messenger RNA of Trichoderma harzianum CBS 226.95, 318 nucleotides long. RefSeq lists its product as hypothetical. NCBI's taxonomy places the organism in Eukaryota, Fungi, Ascomycota, Sordariomycetes, Hypocreales, Hypocreaceae. The coding region runs from base 1 to 318 and encodes 105 amino acids. The record is from RefSeq and is a predicted model, not a curated record. The transcript has a single exon.
AUGGCGCCUAACCGGGUUCGCUCCGUGACUCGCAGAUAUACCUCGUUCGAGAACGGGCAUGGCCCCGUGCCAGGGACUUGGCGGACUGGUGGACCCAGCCCAUUCCCUUUUGACAAGAAUGUGCAGUUCAGUGACGACGGCCUGGAGACGAUGCUGGAGACGUGUUGGAGGCACGCCUGGCUCGCCCGUUCCGGCCACCCCUUCAAUUUUGCUUUGCGUCACAUCCCAUCAGACGACCAGUCGCCAAAGGUGCCUGCAUGUGAGUCGUCAUUCCGGCCACAAGGGCGAGCGAGCAUCUGCAAUUUGCAGUCACCAUAG